AUUCUGUGCCCCACCACUCGACGUUGGAGACACCCCACCCGUGUAACAAGGCAACCACUCAUUUCACACAGUUUCCGGACUGGUUGUUAAGGGCACACCUUUGUCUUGUGCUUUGACACACCCACUAUCAACGACAAACCCGUCGCUGCCCCUUUUUUCGUUUGUUUGGAUUCUUCCCUCCUGAGCUGAAGCCAGCAAUCAUCGUCCUCGCCAGUCAUGGACGCCAGCCACAACAACCACGCCGGGCAAUGGGAUCCCAACUCCUUUGCGGCAGAGAAUCCAUGGGAACAACAGUUCGCCUUCACCCCUGAGCAUGGGCACGAAAAUGUGUAUCACAACCCUGGUGCUUUCAUCGACCCUCCACAGCAGGUCAACCCGCAGCUGGCUGGUCAUGACACGCAAACAAAUGCUUAUGGCCACUACGACUACUACCCUCAGAGUGAGGCAUGGACUGGGCCUAGCCCUGCAUCUGCCCCUUAUGCUCAGGAGCCAUUGACCCAGGAACAUUAUGCACCUGCCCAGCAGCACCCACAGCACCACCACCAACAACCACCACAACAACAACAACAGCAGCACCCAUAUGGCAACCAUCGCACAAUUGACAGCCGGUUCGCUCUUGUUGACCUCCCGCAAGAGAACGAAUACUCGAACCACCAUAUUCAGAUUCCCGAGAGGCAAGAAGUAGUUCAAGGUGGUUUUGCCCAUGGCGCUGUUCCCCCCAGGCAACAGUCGGCAGAUGGCUAUCUUCAGGGACAUGUCUCAGAGCAAUGGCAGAGGGUACCAAUGGCGAGCUCAGGCUAUGCUACGAAUGGAGAGUACCAAAAUCCCUUAGCGAUGCCACAAGCUGUAAAUCACCAACAACCGGUUGUACAUCAAUCACAGCAGCCGCCUCAGCAUCAGCCGCAACAUGUCAGUCAGCAGCACCCACAACUUCAGCGGCAACAACAGCCAUCGCAAUCGCAAUUACAUCUACCGCAGCCGCAGCAGCAGCAGCAGCAGCAGCCGCCACAACAAAGGCAGACGCCCACGCCCAUUCAAUACCAGGCUGGCCAUGGCCCAGUCCAGGGAGGGCUCACGAGCUACCACCAUGUCCAGGGUCACCAUACCCCCGAGCCCCAGCCAAAUCAAGCUCACUUUAUGCAAACUGUUAACGGGCAACAUAUUCAAAACUGCGCUUCCGUUGCACAAAUCCCCGCGCAGCGAGCCACGGCCAGCCCCAGCCCACUAAGUCAUACACCAAUUCAAAGCGCACCUAUACAGCAGAAGCCUGCCCAACCACCGGUGCCGCAACCUAUCCAACCUAAAAUUGCUCCACGUUCCAUGGCCCAGCCUGCAGUGCAACAGAUGGUGCAGACGCCCGCUCAUCAGACUGCUCAACCAUCACAGUCGACACCACAGCCUACGCCGCAGCCCACACCGCAACCUCAUGGACAGACAAUUUCGCAAGCCCCUCAACAUCAGACAAUACCACAAGGGUUUGUCCAACAUCAGCAGCCUAGCCAACCUCAAGCCUUUCAAGUUCCGAUCUCACAGUCCCAGCCCGUUCAGAUCCAACCGUUCCAGGCCCCGGCGCAGGAACGGGUGGUUCAGGCUCAGGCUACACAACAGACUGUUCAGUCUCCCCAAAAUAAUGUGAUCUCGGGCGUAAAGCGACCUGGUGAUGUGCAGGAGAUGCAAACCCUUGCCAAGAAACCGAAGGUGGUACAACCAGCCUCCAGUAUCGCGAAUCCCCAAGUCAUUAGCUUCGCAAAUAAUAACUCGGCGAACCCUGGCUUCGUACCGGAUGUAAAUGGGCAAGGCGAUGGUGGCGAUGUUGCCGGUCUUUUCAUCGUAGAUGAGGAUUUGAUUGACAAGGCAAUUGAAACACCGGGUUGCACUGUCCCAGGAGUGCCGCAUCUCGUCAUCGAUGAAUCUCCGGUGCAGCUCAAGAAGGGACCACCAACUAAGCGUUUCGUGACCAUUGUGGCGAAAGCGGGCAAAGACCCUCUAUUCCCUGGUCUUGAACGUGGCUGGACUCCUGCUGAGUCUCUCAGCAACCAUGCCGAAGCAUAUCAAACUGCCAAAGAGGUGCUGGACCGCCAGAGAGCAGAUAUCAGGCUUGACAUUGAGAUGAAACGAGCAAAGACUGAGAUGCCGGCCGACUGGUGGAAGAAGCUCUCCAAGGGUGAACUUGGAACGGAUGCUAAGCAGCGAGGAUCGCCUCCGCCCGAGCCUACCCUGACAGCCGUGAAAGCAUCCGAGCUGCUUCGCCUCCAUCCAGCUCACAAGAAAAACAGGAAGGUGAUUGUACACACGAGUAACGAAUUCGGUGCAUUUGUUGCCGAUAAGAUUGCUGCUCUAAGGGCUGCACCAGCAUUUGAGAAGCUUGUCAAAGAUGUUAAGAACAAGGGAAAGGGUUCUGCUACCCUCAAGCCUGCUGCAGUUGAGACUCUGAAGCAGUCUCUCCAGCCGUUCAAAACGGAGCUUGAAGCAGCCAUUGUUGAGGGACUCAAAGUCGGAGACCCAGUAAUCCUGCGGAUGGUGGGUGAAAGGGGUAUACUGCCCGUUCGUCUACUCAAUCUUCUGAUCCAACUCUUCAACCUUGGCGAGGCUACCUCAUCGUUGGCCAAGGCCGCUCUUCGCCUCUUUGGUUGCUUUACAAGCCUUACGCCAGAGCAACUUGAGGCUUGGAAAUUCCAAACCACAAAAGGCAAGCUUGAGGGGCUGGGUGAUCCUGAGAUCAAUGAGUUGGUCGCAACUAUCAUUGCAAAUGCCGAAAAGAACGCUGGGAAGGAAAGUCCUGCGGCCAAGUCAAAGAAAGAGGCUAGCAGCGAUGCUAAGAAAACUCCUGCCAAGACAGCAGUCUCAACAACCAAGAGAGCUCGUGAGGAUGAUACCAAUGGUGAUGCACGCACGGCCAAGAAGCCUUCUACAGAUGGUAAGCCUCGGGUGACGGCCACCUCGAAGUCUACUAGCGAUGUCAAAGCCCCAUCUCCUGGUUCAAAGACGCCUCCAACUACAGCCAAACCAGCUCUUAAAACAUCGGCUACCACACCUGCUACGACCGCGUCCAAACCCCGUGCUUCUUAUCUGCUUCCUGGCAAGGCCCGCCCAUCAGCAAAGCCAGUCCCAAAACCAGAGCCUUCAAAGGCCGAACCAGCGAAACCGCUGGUCAAGGCAGCUUCUGCAAAACCAUCUACCGCGCUGUCUGCGAUAAAAUCCAAUGCCCCUCAGGCGGUAUCCUCAGCUGGCAACUCGGCGAAGGCAACAAAGCCCAAGGAAGAGCCACCGACCAGCUCUAGGUUUGCGGCACUCAUGGAUGAGAUUGCUGCACCCAGGAAGGUGAUAGCAGACGCAACACCUCCGGCGGAGUCCGCCCCUGACCCGAAUGAGACGGAAGAACAGAGGAGGCGCCGCUUGCGGAAGGAGGAGCGGAGGAGAAAGAACAUGAGGGUCGUUUUCAAGAGCGACGACCAACUAUGCCAGAUCAAGGAGUACACCCUAUUUCCUGAAGAGAUGGGCCACCGCCAGUCUCGCGAUGUCCGAUCAGAUAGCAAGGACAAGCGUGAAGGCAUGGCACUCAAAAAGGGCCAUGCGGGUGAGCUUCGCCCUUGGGAGGAGCCCAACUCGGUUGAUCUGGAAGUUCUUCCGGAGGAGGUGCGCAAGGAAAGCUAUGUCACCAUGGGUGGCGUGAAGACUUUCCGCACCGAACAACAGGCGUUCAUGGACGAUCGGGAAGCCAAGGAGCUCAUGGUCAUUUACACAGACCCAUCGGAUAUUCCGCCUACGCCUAAGUCGCCUGCUUACGAGCCUUCGCUUGAUGGCGGCUCCGGGUCUGAUGUUCAGUUGCCUGCAGGUCUGGAGUAUGAUGAGCUUCGUCGCAGAGCUACUGAUUUGAAGAACUUUGGUGCUCACCGUUCAGCUUAUGAGGCCAAGGCUCGGCUGGAGACUCAGUCGAGCCCAGGCUUUGCUGACUUCACCGAGACGAUGAAGUCGCUUAACUCGAUCACCGGCCCGUAUGCCGGGUAUCCUAUCCCUGUACAGCAACCAACCGCCGUGCACGUGGCGCCCGUUGCUGCGGCUAGGCCUGAGGGCAUUCCGCCUAUCAUCGUGCCUGUCACAAACGAGCCGCCGGAGGUUCGUGAUCAGCGAACGUACGAGCUCAUUUCCUCUGAAAGGGUCCGGUACUACCGUGAUCCGGAGCCUUACGAUCCUGCACGUCCCAAGACAGUACGUCGUCGCGAUUACACAGAUCCUCUCAUUCAGAAGGCUGCAGACUAUGUGGAAGAAAUCGUUGAGUAUGUUAAGCGGACAGUCCCUGAAGUCAAGCAACAACCUGUUCCGGCAGUUCCUGUUGUGCCGGCUCAAGCUUCAGCUCCAGCUCAGGCUGCUCAACCAGCGGCAGCCCCGGUAGACUACAGCGCAGCCUGGGCACAGUAUUACGCCCAGCAAGCUCAGCAAGGACAGCAGCCGGAUGCGAAUGCCCUUCAACAACAGCAGGCUUGGUAUGCUCAACAACAGCAACAACAGCAGCAGCCAGGCGCCUUUGGUGCCUACCAACAACAGAUGGCUCAGCUCGCUGCUCAAGGCGUCGAUCUAAGUACCAUCUUGCCUGCUCUCGCAAGCCAACCCAACGCCAACCCCCAACAAGCCGCCGAGAUCCAAGCCCUCAUCGCCACCCUAGCAAGCGGUGGUCAACAACAACCCAACCAGCCCGCCGACCGUCAAAUGACCGAGUACCUCACCUCUCUUAUGAAUUGGGCAGGCGGCGUUCCUCACACUCAACCUGCCGCCCAGCACGGCGGUUACGACCCCUAUCAAGCUGGUCAAGCCUAUGAUCACAACGCUCGUGACAGCCGUGAUCGCGACCCUAACUCUCGCGACCGCGACAGCAGUGGUUGGGACCAGCAGCCGCACCACGGAGGCCGCGAAAACUUCCGCGAACGUAACGACAGUCGUGAUGGCGGACGUGACGGACGUGAUCAACAACAGCAACAAGGACAUCAUCGCGGCGAUAAGCCCCACUGGAAGAACAAAAAGAACCGCGGUGAUCGUAACGGCGAUGAAGUGCCGGAUCAUCUCAGGGGCAUUAACCGCAGUCUGAUUGGCACGAAGCAGUGCACGUUUUGGGCGCAGGGAAAGUGUGCGAAGGGUGAUAAGUGCACUUUUAGGCAUGAUUGAGGGGAGUUGUAGAAGCGGUUAUAAACUUGAUUGUGCAUCAUUGAGGAGAGAGCAUGGGGUGGCGCAAGGGUUCAAGGAAUGAGGAAUGGAUUUUGGGAUGACUUUCAGCAUAUUAGAAUGAGAGUCACUAGAGGAACGAGAAAAGACGAAGAGCGCGUUUCGUUUGCUACAUCAUGUUAUUACAAGCAAAGCGAAGCCAAGUCAAGAAGGACCGAGUUACAUUGAAGGAGGUUAGCUUCUUCACAUCAAAAUGUUAAUAUAUCACUUGCUAUCGAAGAUUUGUCAAGAAACAAGAAAAGAUGAUUAC
Neurospora hispaniola is the source of this 5467-nucleotide messenger RNA. RefSeq lists its product as uncharacterized. Gene Ontology annotation, biological process: xenobiotic metabolic process; regulation of transcription by RNA polymerase II; response to xenobiotic stimulus. The record is from RefSeq and is a predicted model, not a curated record. The coding region runs from base 217 to 5160 and encodes 1647 amino acids. Gene Ontology annotation, molecular function: transcription cis-regulatory region binding; metal ion binding; nuclear receptor activity. NCBI's taxonomy places the organism in Eukaryota, Fungi, Ascomycota, Sordariomycetes, Sordariales, Sordariaceae. The transcript has 2 exons. Gene Ontology annotation, cellular component: aryl hydrocarbon receptor complex; nucleus.